GUUCCACCCGGAAAAUGAAAAAAAAACGCGUAUACAAAUUUCCUAUCAAUUGUCCCAUCAACUCCUUGAAAAACUAUCAAGUAUUUAAUACCGAAGGAGCCACGUUAAAAGUUUAUCACAUUCCCGGACACACGACCGAUCACGUUAUGUUAACCUUGGAAGAGGACAAAGCUUUGUUUUGCGCAGACUGCGUGCUCGGCGAAGGGACUAGCAUAUUCGAAAACUUAGAAGAUUAUCUGGAAUCUUUACAGUUAAUAUUAAAGUUAAACCCUGUUGUGAUGUAUCCUGGACACGGUUCUGUGAUUAACAAUACCGUUCAACGAGUUAACAAUUACAUACAGCACAGAAUCGAUAGAGAACGAGAAAUUAUUAAAAUACUCAGUGAACAUCCCUUACAAACCAUGACGAUAAAAGAUUUUGUAGAUGUCAUUUAUAAGGGUAUCUCCAAAAAAUUACAAGAAGUCGCAACGAUCAGCGUGGUGCAGCAUCUUUUAAAGUUGAAAAAAGAGGGCAAAGUUUUAGAAAUUGACGAUCACUGGAAAAUCAAUAAAAAAUCAAAUUUGUGAUACACUUAAUUUUAAAAAUUUUUUUUUUUAAUAACACAAUAUUGUUUUGUCGUUACCGCAAAUCGUUGCAAACAAAGUGGUAUAAUGUUGGAAGCUAUAAACAUUGUUCAACAUUUUUAUAAGUGGUUUGGGUUGAAUUUAUUGUUAUUUUGUUGUACUCUGGAUGUAGUUCAUUAUAUUGUUGUUGAUAUAUUUAUACACAUAUACAUUUUAAUAUUUAUAAAUAACUAAUAUAAUAUAAUACCAUAUUGUUACACAAAAGACUUGAACGUAUGAUGUGCAUAGUUUUU
Adelges cooleyi (spruce gall adelgid) is the source of this 856-nucleotide messenger RNA. RefSeq names its product endoribonuclease LACTB2-like. The record is from RefSeq and is a predicted model, not a curated record. Lineage: Eukaryota; Metazoa; Arthropoda; Insecta; Hemiptera; Adelgidae. The coding region runs from base 15 to 566 and encodes 183 amino acids. The transcript has 4 exons.